Molecule: messenger RNA, 906 nt
Organism: Pleurotus ostreatus (oyster mushroom)
Lineage: Eukaryota; Fungi; Basidiomycota; Agaricomycetes; Agaricales; Pleurotaceae
Gene: CFD1
Product: cytosolic Fe-S cluster assembly factor cfd1
Exons: 2
Coding region: 1-906 (301 amino acids)
Biological process (GO): iron-sulfur cluster assembly
Cellular component (GO): cytosol
Molecular function (GO): ATP binding; ATP-dependent FeS chaperone activity; 4 iron, 4 sulfur cluster binding
Source: RefSeq, a predicted model, not a curated record
AUGGCGAACGACCCUCAAGAAACAGGAGUUACAAAGCGUCUGCGCUCGGUCAAGAACGUAAUCAUCGUGCUCUCUGGCAAGGGCGGCGUCGGGAAGUCCUCAGUCACCACGCAGCUCGCCCUCAAUCUAUAUGCGUCUUCACCCACUGCUCGAGUCGGGAUCCUCGACGUAGAUCUCACUGGGCCAUCUAUACCCCGAAUGUUGGGCGUCGAUGGGCACGGCGUGCAUCAAAGCAGUGAUGGCUGGGUUCCUGUGUAUGCUGAUGGCCCCUCAGCCCGGCUGGCAUGCAUGAGUGUGGGGUUCUUAUUAAAGAACAAGGGAGACUCGGUAGUUUGGAGAGGCCCGAAGAAGAACGGCAUGAUUAGACAAUUCCUGAGCGACGUGAGAUGGGGCGAACUAGACUAUCUGGUAAUCGAUACCCCUCCAGGGACUUCUGACGAGCAUCUAUCCUUGUUGGAACACCUUGGCCCUGUACAUGCGCGACUGUCCUCGGUCAUCGUGACGACCCCGCAGGCUGUAGCGCUGCUCGAUGCCAUGAAGUGUUUAAGCUUCACGCGCGCCGUGAAUCUGCCGGUUCUGGGGCUCAUCGAGAACAUGAGCGGUUACGUAUGCCCCUGCUGUGGUGAAAUUAGUAAUGUGUUCUCGACAGGCGGAGGGGAAGACAUGGCGAGGCGGGAGCAGCUGACCUUCCUCGGCAGCUUACCCGUAGACACGGAGCUGGUGACACUGCUGGACGCAGCAGCCGAGCAUGAUGCAGAGAAGUCGGCAAUGACCAGCGGAACGGAGCCUUUCGCGCUACUGUCGCGAUACGAGAAGACGUCGUCAGCCAAGCUAUUUAAGGGAAUCGUUUCUCGUGCACUUGGGAAGCUGACUGGCGAACACGCGGUCGAAGAAGCUGGGCCGUAA